This is a messenger RNA of Prosopis cineraria, 1275 nucleotides long. RefSeq lists its product as uncharacterized. The record is from RefSeq and is a predicted model, not a curated record. The transcript has 7 exons. Lineage: Eukaryota; Viridiplantae; Streptophyta; Magnoliopsida; Fabales; Fabaceae. Bases 1 to 1275 code for a protein of 424 amino acids.
AUGGCAGCAAAAUUGAUACAUGGGAAGACUUAUUGGGUAGCCAAUGUGGUGGUGUUCUUCUCGUUUUGUGUACACAUGACGCACGCGGGUCUAGACACAGUCAACAACGCCACCACCAACAAUGGCGUGGAAGGUACUUUUGGUCAGAAACUCGAGAUCGAGAAGCUUUUGAAGAAGUUGAAUAAACAAGCCGUUAAGUCUAUUAAGAGUCCUGAUGGAGAUAUAAUUGACUGUGUUUCUAUUCUAAAUCAACCUGCUUUUGAUCACCCGAAACUCCAAAAUCACAAAAUUAAGAUGAGGCCAACUUUCCGACCAGAAGAAAAGACAAUAUCUGAAAACAGCAAAAUGUCUUCAAUUGUUCAGCCAUGGCACCAAAUUGGAAGUUGCCCAAAAGGAACCAUUCCGAUAAGAAGAACAAGAAAGGAGGACAUAUUACGAGCAAGGACUAUCCAACAAUUUGGGAAGAAGAAUCUCAAAACUGUCCGUCUACGCUCAUAUGUUGCUGGUCAAGGUGGCCACGAGUAUGCUUCAGUUUUUGUGAAAGGAGGAAAAUAUUAUGGAGGCAAAGCAACUAUGAGCAUAUGGGAGCCUACUGUUCUAAAGGAUGAGUAUAGUAUCUCUCAAAUUUGGGUUAUAAGUGAUGCUGACAGUCAAAAUCUCAAUACUAUUGAAGCUGGUUGGCAGGUGCAUCCACAGCUAUAUGGAGAUGACGCGACCAGACUUUUUACGUACUGGACUAGUGAUUCAUAUAAAAGUACCGGAUGUUAUGAUCUUCUUUGUUCUGGAUUUGUUCAACUUGAUACUGGAAUAGCCGUGGGAGGACGCAUCACACCAUUAUCUGUCUAUGGUGAUGCUAAUUCCCAAUAUGGGAUCACCAUCAUGAUCUGGAAGGAUGUUAGCAAUGGAGACUGGUGGAUGCAAUACGGCGAUAAAGUUAUGGGAUAUUGGGACUCCUCCCUGUUCUCACACCUCUUUGAUAGUGCAACAGCGAUACAGUUGGGAGGUGAAGUACUAAACUCAGAAUCUGAUAGUCAACACACCACAACACAGAUGGGAAGUGGGCAUUUCCCUGCAGAAGGUUUUGGGAAAGCAAGCUACUUCAACAACAUUAAAUAUAUUAAUGGCCAAAACCAACUUGUUCCUGCUGGUAACUUGGUCCCUUACAUUGAUCAUUCCAAUUGUUACGAUCUCCGAACUGACCAUAAUGAUGACUGGGGCAACUUCUUCUAUUAUGGGGGACCUGGUCAUAUCAGUUUGAUGUUUGCAAAUGUGUAA